Molecule: messenger RNA, 501 nt
Organism: Vicia faba (fava bean)
Lineage: Eukaryota; Viridiplantae; Streptophyta; Magnoliopsida; Fabales; Fabaceae
Source: the annotation of a GenBank genome assembly
AUGGCUACCUACCAACGGAUGGAAGAAUUUAAGAAAGAGGAAGUUAAAGUGGAAAUAUACCAACAACAACAACACCACAGUUCGCCGACAUUGCCAAAGCCUUCACCGCUUCAGCCCACCGGCAACGAUGGAAUCGCGUACCUCCAACUCCUCCUCAUCCUAUCAACGCCACCACAUACAUCCACAAAUCCUUCCCCUCCACUCCGUGACUACAGGACACACCCUUCACGCCUUCAUUCUUCCAGUCACCUAUUCGUUUCUCGCCCAACCACCCAACAACAGAGCCAUUCCAAGCAUAGAUCACUAACAUCCGAUGUUGAUGUAACCGAUGAGCAGCACCACGACCUUCGUCCAGAUCCGUUACCAGCCACCAUACGCGAGAAUCGUCGCGAGGUAACCAUUAUUCACCAUUUUCAUUGUUUGUUUUAUCUAAUAAAUAUUGAAAUAUUUCUUUUGUGGAUUGAAAAUAAGAAAGUAGAAGGUGAAAACGUACAAAGAUGA